Anopheles bellator is the source of this 1677-nucleotide messenger RNA. It is a transcript of the gene Syn, whose product is annotated as synapsin. Gene Ontology annotation, biological process: neurotransmitter secretion. The coding region runs from base 1 to 1677 and encodes 558 amino acids. Gene Ontology annotation, cellular component: synaptic vesicle; synaptic vesicle membrane. The record is from RefSeq and is a predicted model, not a curated record. The transcript has 8 exons. NCBI's taxonomy places the organism in Eukaryota, Metazoa, Arthropoda, Insecta, Diptera, Culicidae. Gene Ontology annotation, molecular function: ATP binding.
AUGCCGGGCGGCCCACCGAGCAUUCCGCCGCCACCGGCACCCGGCACCGCCGGCUCCAUUUCGCCCGGUGGCCCAGUGCCACCGGGUUCGGCUCCACCGACCGGUGGGCCCGAGCUGUCGCUGAGCUUCGGCAAGGGUCCGCAACGGGGCACCAGUGCCCCGUCGAGUCCGGCCAAGUCGCGCGAAAGUCUGCUGCAGCGCGUGCAGAGCCUGACCGGAGCAGCGCGGGAUCAGGGAGCCUCGAUCAUUGGUGCGGCCGUAUCGACCGCUAGCCGGGUGCAGCCGUUCAACCGCGACAAGUGCUUCACGCUGCUCGUGGUCGACGAUCAGAACACCGACUGGUCGAAGUACUUCCGCGGCAAGCGGCUGCACAGUGACUACGAUAUCCGCGUCGAGCAGGCCGAGUUCCGGGAGAUCACCCUGACCGCCAGCGCCGACUCGGGCCCGAUGGUGUGCUUCAACCGCGGUGGCGGCUCCAAGCAGGUUAAACCGUUCCGGCCGGACUUCAUUCUGGUGCGCCAGCCACCACGGGAUGGGUCGAAGGACUACCGCUCGACGCUGCUCGGGCUCAAGUAUGGUGGGGUGCCGAGCAUCAACUCGCUUCACUCGCUCUACCAGUUCCAGGAUAAACCGUGGGUGUUUGCGCAUCUGCUGCAGCUUCAGCGACGCCUCGGGCGGGAUGUAUUCCCACUGGUGGAGCAAACGUUCUUCCCUAACCCGAAGGACAUGUUCACCUGGCAGCGGUUCCCGUGUGUGCUGAAGGCUGGCCACUGCCACGGCGGCAAGGCUACGGCCAAACUGGACAACCCGGGCGCCCUGCAGGAUGCCGCCGGGCUCCUGUGCGGUGCGGGCCUCUCCGACAACGGAUCGUACUGCAGCCUCGAGCCGUACAUCGACGCCAAGUUCGACGUGCACAUCCAGAAGAUCGGCGCCAGCUACAAGGCGUUCAUGAGAAAAUCCAUUUCCGGCAACUGGAAAACGAACCAAGGGUCGGCCAUGCUCGAGCAGAUCCCGAUGACGGAGAAGUACAAAACCUGGGUCGACGAGGUCUGUGAGCUGUUCGGUGGCAUGGAGGUGUGCGGCGUGGCGGUGAUCGUCUCGAAGGAGGGCAAGGAGUUCAUCAUCAGUGCCGCCGACUCGACCUUCCCGCUGAUGGGUGACAGCCAGGAAGAGGAUCGUCGCCAGAUUGCCGACCUGGUCGUGGGUCGCAUGCAGAACGUUUGCCGCCCUUCGAUGCUGACGAAGGCCGUAUCACGCAGCUCGAUAUCUUCGCGUGGCACGAGCCCCACCGAGGAUGCACCGCCGGUACCGAUCGGGACUCGGCCGGUGCCCGUCGGCGGAGGUCCUCCUCCGAUCCCGGAACGCACCACCCCGGGGGUCGGUUCGAUCGGGCGGCAUGGAAGUUUCAGCAGCCAAUCCGGGGGGGACUUCCCCGAGCAGCCGUCCGAGAGGGCCCCCACUCUGACCAGCGUUGGACGCCGUGACUCGCAAGCAUCCCAGUCCAGCUCGGUGUCGGGCGUUUCGUCGGCAUCGGCUGCCCGGUCGGCGGCGGGCAAGGGGCCGGGUGCCGGGGGCCCACCAGGAGCCACCGGCGGCGGUCCGUCGGUGGUCGAGGACGCCGAGGACACGAUGAAGAAUCUGCGCAAAACGUUCGCCGGUAUCUUCGGUGACAUGUAG